Molecule: messenger RNA, 1353 nt
Organism: Lactuca sativa (garden lettuce)
Lineage: Eukaryota; Viridiplantae; Streptophyta; Magnoliopsida; Asterales; Asteraceae
Source: RefSeq, a predicted model, not a curated record
CUCAGCAAGGAUGUGGCAUGCCCGGUUGGAUGGUAAUUGUGUUGGUUAGUUAUGCAGGUGACUCGAGUUCGAUUCUUACCCCACCUUUUUUUUUUCUUUUUUUUCCAGAAACAAAUUAAAAUCAAUUGGAGACUAAACAUUUAAGGAAGUGGCAUACCCGGCUGGUUGGUAAGACUAUUGGCUUAAUACUUGUGAGACUGGAGUUCGAAUCCUGCUGCAACAAAUUUUUUUUUUUUAUUUGCUGGCCGGUGUCUCUAAUUUAUAUUCCGCUUUUCUCCCCUUUUCUGUCUUCCCCCUUCUCGCAGCUUACAAGAACAAAAAAAAAAAAACACGCUACAGCAUCGCAGCUCUCUCUCCCUCUCUCUCUCUGGUCGACGCACUCUUCCCCCUGGUGGCGGCGCCCCUUCCUCCUCCUGCACUUUCCGACGUCGACGGCACUGACACAGCCGGUGCUUCUUCCUGCUGCAUUUUCCCGUCACCGAGCCAAAGUUUUAGAUCAAAAUGUUGUCUAAUAGAGAAUGGAUGUACACGAAGAGACUUGAUAGUCGUCGUUUGUUUAAUCCGUGUAUUCAUCUCUUUUGGGGAUCAAAAAAUCCACAGCGCGUGUAUUCAUCUCUUUUUAGGGAGAAUUUAGAUCAUCCGUGGGCCCGGUUCAGUGAUAUUCCAAAUGAGGCUCUUCUACAGAUGUUUUCGCGUUUCGGGGAAAAAUUGAUGGGUAAACCACCCACACAAUAUGAUGUUUUCGUGAAGACGCAUGGCACUGCCGAGUCAAAGAAAAAAUAUUUUGAGGGAAAUCAUGAAAAUAUUGAAUAUUGCUCGCAGACGGCCAAAGAAGCACUAGAGGGGUAUCUGCAUGGGUUGGUCAACAAAUUUGGUGAAGAUCCUUCAAAUCGUAAGGAUGAUGUAGAUGUAUGGGAGGAAACCCAACUUAGAAGAAAAGGAAAGAAGAAGGGUGCUAUCUAUGGGAUAGGAGCAUCGGAUAUACAUUUUUUGGUUUUAGGGACUCCAUCUUCCCAAUCCACCCAGUCCACCCAGUCGACUAGCACGCAACAAGAGGUUGAUAGGUUGCGUGCGCAAGUUUCUGUCAUGGAACAACAACAACAAAUGAAAGAACAAAUGGAGAUGGUUAUGAGGAUGAUAAAUAUAUCUGGAAAUCAACCCCGUGGUCCCCCCGAUAAUCCACCCGAGGACAAUUGAUAAGUAUGGAACAAUUGAAUUUGUAAACACUUGUAUGGUUUGCUUGUUUUGUUAUGCCUAAUUUGUAUGGUACUUGAGACAUUUGUAUGGUAUUUAAGACAAUGGAAUUGAAUGUGUCAAAGUUGGUAUUAGGGAUAUUUUUUGGUGUAUUUUGGA